Rhineura floridana is the source of this 2281-nucleotide messenger RNA. RefSeq names its product cilia and flagella associated protein 52 (gene CFAP52). The record is from RefSeq and is a predicted model, not a curated record. Bases 125 to 2002 code for a protein of 625 amino acids. Lineage: Eukaryota; Metazoa; Chordata; Lepidosauria; Squamata; Rhineuridae. Gene Ontology annotation, biological process: cilium assembly. Gene Ontology annotation, molecular function: protein binding. The transcript is spliced from 14 exons.
CGUUCCUCCGCACGCGCCGUGGACGGGGGCGUGUGAGAGGGUGAGAGCUCCGGGCUGCCUGCGCGGUUUCCAUAGCGACGGUGGUACACAGCCGCUGAGCUAGGUGCUAAGCCGGGGACGAGGCAUGGCGACCUUCCCGAAUGGGGAGACCGAAUCUGUAGGCGAAGAUCUGGCCGGCCUCCAACUUGAGGCGAUCAUCGGGUUCAAUGGGCAUGUACCCUCUGGCCUCAUCUGCCACCCAGAUCGAGAGCACCUCAUCUACCCUCUGGGAUGUACAGUCAUUAUCCAAGGCAUAAAUGUUUGCACCCAGGAUUUUUUACACGGUCACACCAACAAUGUCUCCUGUGUUACAGUUUCUCCGAGUGGAUCCUAUGUGGCUUCUGGUCAGAUCACAUUCAUGGGCUUCAAGGCUGAUAUCAUUUUAUGGGAUUACCAGAAAAAAGAGAUGAUGGCUCGGCUGUCACUUCACAAGGGUAAAAUUGAAAAUCUUGCAUUCUCUCCAAAUGACCUUUACCUGGUAUCUCUGGGAGGUCAGGAUGAUGGAAGCAUGGUGGUGUGGAGUGUCCUAAAGAAAGAGGCCAUUUGUGGCAGUCCUGCUUCUGCUCGUAGCGCUGGGAACCCGACCACACUGGUGUAUUCUAAUUGCAGGGAUGAAAUGUUCAUUAGUGCUGGAAAUGGAACCAUUCGUGUAUGGGAAUUGGAUUUACCCAACAGAAAAAUCCGACCAACUGAGUGUCAAACAGGGCAGCUGAAAAGAAUAGUUACGUGUGCUGUGAUGACCGAUGAUGACAGUUACUUCUAUAUUGGCACAUCCACUGGUGAUGUCCUGAAACUCAAUACCAAAAGCACACUGAUGAGUGACUAUGGUCCAUUGAAGGAGAAAUUCAGCCUGGGAGUCACAGCUUUGCUUUUGCUGAAGACGGGUGACUUAGUCAUCGGCACAGGAGCUGGAAUUAUAGCUCAUUGCUCAGGAUCCAACUAUAAAGUAAUAAAAAAAGUUCAGUUGGAAGGUGCCAUCACAUCCAUCACGCCAAGAGGACAGGGCCACCAGUUUUUUGUGGGCACCGAGGAGGCUCAGAUUUAUCGGUUCUCCUAUUCAGACUUUAAGGACGAACUCAUAGCCACCUGCCACAGUGAGGCCAUCCAUGAUAUCAUUUUCCCAUUUGGUACAUCUGACUUGUUUGCCACCUGCUCCAAGAGCGACAUCCGUGUGUGGUAUACGCCUGAAAAUAGGGAGCUGCUACGGAUAACAGUCCCUAACAUGACAUGUCAUGCCAUAGAUUUUAUGAGGGACGGCAAAAGUAUCAUUUCAGCAUGGAAUGAUGGGAAGAUCCGUGCCUUCACCCCAGAAACUGGGCGGCUAAUGUACGUGAUAGAACAUGCUCAUAGCAUGGGCGUGACAGCUGUGGCUACCACAAGUGACUGCAAAAGAAUCAUCAGUGGAGGAGGUGAAGGCCAGGUGAGAGUGUGGGAAGUUGGCAAGGACACACGCAAACUGGAAGAGGUCAUGAAGGAGCACAUCUCUUCUAUUUCAUGCAUCAAGAUAAAGAAGAAUAACCAGGAAUGUGUCACAGCCAGUAUCGAUGGAACAUGCAUUAUCUGGGAUCUUGUUCGCUUCAUGAGACGUCAGAUGAUCUUGGCCAACACCUUGUUCAAAUGUGUGUGUUAUCAUCCUGAUGAGCACCAACUUAUCACAAGUGGCACAGACCGGAAGAUUGGUUACUGGGAGGUGUUUGAUGGGUCCCCAAUCAGAGACCUAGAGGGCUCCCUGUCUGGUUCCAUCAAUGGGAUGGAUAUUACAUCAGAUGGAGUCUACUUUGUCAUUGGAGGUGAUGACCACCUAGUGAAAGUGUGGGAUUAUAAUGAGGGUGAAGUGACUUACGUUGGGGUUGGCCACAGUGGCAGCAUCACCCGCCUGAAGAUCUGCCCUAACAACAAAUUUAUUGUGAGCGUAAGUGCUGAUGGCGCCAUCCUUCGCUGGAAGUACCCUCAUGUCCACUAAUGCCUAACAGCAGCUGCCGCUACUGUUUUGAACUAUUCUUGUUGACACUGUUUUUAAAGCUUAGAAACUCUUGCUGCUUCUGUGAGAGAUAAUAGUUUGUUUUGUAAAGAGAUCUGGCCUGAAAUAAUCAGACCUUCCUCUAGUAUUAUUGUCCAUAGAUCCAAGUGCCUAUUGUUGUUCUUGGUUUCAGUUGGUACUCGCUGUGAACCUCAGGCAUGGCACAUUGGUAUUUAUGUCUGUGAUGUAUUCUCUUUGAAAUUUCAGUUAAGAGACUUUGUC